AUGAAUGAGCAAGCAAAUGACAGUUUUGCGAAGGUUGCCCGACGGAUAAAGAAGUAUGCUAAUAAAAACAGAAGGGAUGUGGAAUUUCAGGUUGGGGACAAAACCUUAUUAAAAUUUACUUCCAAGAUUCGGAAAAAGAUUAGUAGUAAGACCGUGCAUCGUGGGCUGGUUCAAAAGUAUGAUGGUCCCUUCGAAGUAAUCAAGCGUAUUGGGAAUGUAGCACAUCGACUGAAGCUACCUGAUCGUUUGAAGGUUAAUCGUACUUUCCAUGUAAGUUAUCAGAAAUCCUUUAAUGAAAGUUUGGUGGGAGAAGAUCGGUUGCAAGCCAAGAGGGCUACUCCUAUGGUUAGAAAACAAUAUGAUAAGGAGGUGGCAAAGAUCAUGGGUCAUUGA
Fraxinus pennsylvanica is the source of this 393-nucleotide messenger RNA. The record is from the annotation of a GenBank genome assembly. NCBI's taxonomy places the organism in Eukaryota, Viridiplantae, Streptophyta, Magnoliopsida, Lamiales, Oleaceae.